Molecule: messenger RNA, 733 nt
Organism: Adelges cooleyi (spruce gall adelgid)
Lineage: Eukaryota; Metazoa; Arthropoda; Insecta; Hemiptera; Adelgidae
Exons: 9
Coding region: 62-370 (102 amino acids)
Source: RefSeq, a predicted model, not a curated record
AUAUAUAUAACACAAAAUAUGAUGUUUCUUAUUCAUUCACCGUUCAUACAUCUGUAACAUAAUGUUUUCAAAAACGUUUAUCAGACUGACUGUAGUGUCAUUUUUUAUUUUGGCAGCAACUAUAGCCAUAAACGGAAAACCUUCGGAAAUAGUUCCAGGAGAAAAUGACCCUACAAAGCAAGCUUACCAACCCAGCCAGGCAUGGGCCGCUAAACCAGAUGAGAUCGGAAAUGAUCUACUCCGCCAGGCAUGGACCAUUAAUAAAUAUGGGCCUGAUGCAAAUCGCUCUCUAAAAUCUGCUUCGGACGAUAGUGCUUCAAAUGAUGGUAAAAAAUCAGGUUGUUCAAACUGUAGCUGCACCAUAUUGUAAAAGAGGUCAGAUGUGAGUAAUUAGUAUAAUUAAUAUUUUUUUAUGUUACAAUUUUAUAUUUUUAAACUAAAGAAUGCUGAUCUGUAGUUUAUCCUCACUUAAUUUUAAAAAUAAUAUUUUUACCACAAAAUAAUACAUAUUGUAAUUGUCGACUAGGUAUUUUAUUAGUACCUUUCAUAUUUAUAUUACUUUUUAAGAGUCAUAAUUAUUAUCUUUUUACUGUAAUACAACAUAAUAUUUAUAUUAUAAAAAAUGUCUUAUGAAUUAACUGUAAAAUAUUAAUUUUUAACAUCUUUCUUAUGUAAUACAUUUUUUAAGAUUAAACUUGCUAUUAAGUGUAUUUACGCUCAACAUUAUAAAAAA